UUUUAUUGUUAUUUGCGGACUGUGAGUCCGCAGCGUGUGCUGCAGUUAUAAUAGUCAGCGACUCACAACGUGUUUAUUUUUCAAGAUGGCGUUGUAUGAAAGGGAACAGGCACGAUUGGCAGCACUAAUGGAAGAAUGUUUGCUGGAGGAUGACAAUGACGUGACCGCCAUACAUUAUGAUGAUGCAUCGGAUCCAGAUGAAGAAGAUAUCUUAGAAACAGAUGACCACAAUAGCGAUACCGAGCAAGAUAUUUCAGAUGACGACGUUGAUGAUAAUGAUGAUUCGGCCCUUUAUUUUCUUGGAAAAGAUAAUCAAUCGAAGUGGAACAAACAUUGUCCAAGAAAAAACGUGAGAACGAGAGCAGUAAACAAAAUUUCAGACAUGCCAGGCGCUAAACCCGCCAUGAAGGGUACGAAAUCUAUGUUAGAUAUUUGGCAGCAUUUUCUUGAUGCUGAUAUUCUCAGAGCCGUUGUUGCGUACACCAACAAACACAUUGAAAGUGUACGUGAUAACUACGCUAGGGAAAGAGACGCGAAACUUACAGAUAUUACGGAAAUUCAAGCACUAAUUGGUCUUCUAUAUUUGGCUGGCGCAUUAAAAUCGAAUCGCUUGAAUGUUGAAGAUUUAUGGAAUAACCAAGGAACGGGUAUAGAAAUUUUUCGUCUGGUAAUGGGGAAAAAUAGGUUCCUAUUUUUAUUACAAAAUCUAAGAUUUGAUGAUAUGGAGACUCGCGAUGAACGAAAAAGGGUGGACAAACUUGCGCCGAUCAGGGACUUUUUUGAUACGUUUGUAAGCAAAUGCAAACUCGCCUAUUCGCCAUUUGAAAACAUCACCAUCGACGAAAAGCUAGAGGCUUUUAGGGGUAGGUGUGCUUUUAGGCAGUAUAUCCCCAGCAAGCCUAAUAAAUAUGGGAUCAAGAUAUUUGCACUUGCUGACUCAAAAACAUAUUACACGGUAAAUAUGGAAGUGUACCUGGGAAAACAACCGGAUGGCCCGUACGCUACACACAACUCCGCAUCGGAAGUUGUUAGAAGACUGUGUGAGCCCAUUAGAGGAUCCUGUAGGAAUGUAACAUGUGACAACUGGUUCACUGGAGUCGAUUUAAUCCACCGCCUUCUCAAUGAGUAUAAGCUUACUUUCUUAGGAACUAUACGUAAAAAUAAGCGGGAACUCCCAAUCGAGUUUUCUAAGCCUACUGGCAGACCAAUUGGUUCCAGCAUAUUUGGAUUCCAAAAGGAUCUUACGCUGGUAUCAUACAUGCCAAAACCUAAGAAAAAUGUGUUGUUGAUAUCCAGUUUACAUCAUGAUGAUAUAGUAAGUCCAAGUGGGAAACCGGAGAUGAUUUUAGAUUAUAAUGCCAGUAAAGGCGGCGUUGAUACUGUGGACAAACUAUGUGCGUCUUAUAAUUGUGCUCGAAACACUCGAAGGUGGCCCAUGGUAAUUUUUUACGCCAUUUUGAAUGUAGCUGGUAUUAAUUCAAUGGUUCUGUACUUCUCAAAUAAUAUUGACAUUCAAAUGACCAGGAGAAAAUUUCUUAAAACACUAUCAUUCUUUCUUAUCGAAAACCACCUAAGAACAAGACUGCAAACCCAAAAUUUACCAAGGACUAUGAAAGACCGAAUAAAGGAGCUUACAGGAGUACCUGCACCAAAUCAAGAACCUCCAGUCGCUACACGAGGACGUUGCAGUUACUGUGACAGGAGAAAGAAUCGGCCAACAAGAAUAACUUGCAAAAAAUGUUUUAAAUUCAUCUGUGGUGAACACACUUUACACCUUUGUCUUGAUUGUUUUUCAGAACACAUUGAGCAUGCAUAGACACCAUUUUAUUUUUUACCAUACCUUUUUGUAAUGUUUCUUGUAUGUAUAAUACAAUUUUUUUAUAGUACAUUAGUAGCAAAUAAACAUCAUUUCUUCAAUAAACGUUUGUUAGAUUUUACAUACACAUCAAUUAAACUACUGCGGAGCGUCAGUCAGCAGCGGGUAUGCAUGUUCCAAAAUAAAGCGCGUGUUCAGGAAGGUUAAACAGCUGUCAGCUAAAGGUACCCAUUGGAAC
Photinus pyralis (common eastern firefly) is the source of this 2054-nucleotide messenger RNA. Its product is annotated as piggyBac transposable element-derived protein 4-like. The transcript is spliced from 3 exons. Lineage: Eukaryota; Metazoa; Arthropoda; Insecta; Coleoptera; Lampyridae. The record is from RefSeq and is a predicted model, not a curated record. Bases 86 to 1816 code for a protein of 576 amino acids.